Molecule: messenger RNA, 1566 nt
Organism: Dichotomopilus funicola
Lineage: Eukaryota; Fungi; Ascomycota; Sordariomycetes; Sordariales; Chaetomiaceae
Exons: 2
Coding region: 1-1566 (521 amino acids)
Biological process (GO): protein polyubiquitination; regulation of mitochondrial fission
Cellular component (GO): mitochondrial outer membrane
Molecular function (GO): zinc ion binding; ubiquitin protein ligase activity
Source: RefSeq, a predicted model, not a curated record
AUGGCGGCCCCAGAAUCUUCCAGCGGCGCAACCCCAGCCGCACAUACGAUCAUCCCAGCCCCUAUCGCCACCAACGACCAGCACGCUUGCUUCAUCUGCCUCCAAACCGACAUCGACACCCCCGAUGCAACCUGGGUCAACCCGUGCCCAUGCAGCCUUGAAGCCCACGAAGAGUGCAUGCUGCGCUGGAUCGCCGAGGUGGAAAGCGGGCCGCGCCGUGCGAACGCCAACAAAGGCGGGCUCCAGUGCCCGGCCUGCAAGGAGCCGAUCACCGUCGAGGAUCCGUUUGACCCGGUCCUGGCCCUGCGAGAUAUCCUACACAAGCGAUACAGCAGGGUGUCGCCGUAUCUCUUGUCGCUGUUUGUAGGUGGUGGGGGGUUUGCAGGCGCCUACUGGUAUGGCGAGUUAGCUGCUAGCACGUUUGCUGGGCAUGAGACGGUGUUGAUCUGGCUUGGGUUCAAGGGCCGCCCAACACAGCUUCCAUCUACGAUAUUGAAGAUUGCGAUGCUGUCCUCCCUUGGGCCAGGCUUGGUGGUGUUGCGGUUUCUUCCAACUGGCGGUUCCUUUUUGCUCCUGCCUUUUACCGCAAUAUAUGGCGCGACACUCGUCGCUCGGGAUAACCUUCCAUCGUGGCCACCAUCGCCACAAUGGGCGAUGGCCCUGAUGCCGCUCGUCCAGUUCAGCUACGCCUACAUAUUUUACGAUCUAUUUGGGCCACUAGAAAAACGCCUCAACCGCGCUCUUCGCGGAUUACCCCCAGUCGAGGAGCCCGCACAAGCCGAGGCACCUGCCAUCGCAGCCCCGCAGCCAGCAGCGGGUGCACGGGAUGACGAAGACGGUGAAGGGGUAUGGGGAGCUUUCGCUACCGUUAGCCGUGCCCUACUCGGGAUAUUUACCGAUGGCGGCGACGAAGACGGGGCUGACGGGGACGGGAGGAUAAUUGAGGGACGGUUCGAGAUUAAUAUAGGGGGCGGAGGUGACGACGACGACGAUAGCGACGACGAGCUGCUGCUAGGGGAAGAAGCAUUAGAGGCGGUGGGUCAAGAAGUAGGGGGCGACGGAGUCGAGAUCCUCCCGGAGGACGCAGCACAACACGAUGACCAGCCCCAGCCAGGGGCUGAACCAAUACAACAGCAACAACAACCAGCCGCAGCGGCCCCUGCCCAGCCAGCCCAACAAAAUCAACAAAACCAACAACCCCAAAACGACGCCCGCAACAACAACCGCCGCCGCAACGAAGACCGUAACAACAACAACGACGGAACAUCCUACUUCACCGCCAUCAUCAACCAUGUCGUCACCUCCCUCCUCCUGCCCACCAUCUCCUACGGCAUGGGCGAGCUGCUGCGCGCUGCGCUACCCAGACGCUGGACCGCCAUGCCCAGGCUCUGGUCGGGUCGACCCGUCGGUCUGCUGCACCAUCGCUGGGGCCGUAGUUUAGUGGGUGGGUGUCUGUUCAUCGUACUGCGCGAUGCGCUGAGGCUGUAUACAAAGUACAGGCAGGUGCAGGUGAAGAGCAAGAGGAAGAUCAAGAACGUGGAGAAACGUGUGCCGAGGUCUGGGUAA